AUGUGUUCCAAUAUUGUGUUCAGUUUUUUGUGGGCGCUUUUGAUUUUCUUUUGGUUUUCUCGAGCUCUAGCAGCUCCCGAAAGCACACUAACGUCUGGAGCCGACUCGGCGGAGCCAACGCCCGAAGAACUGCAAUUUUUUGAAAAGGAAAAUGAACUACUCCGCAAGCGUUAUCAUGAGGAGAACUUGGCUUCCUUUGCGUACAACACUAAUGUGACGGAGGCAAAUGAGCAGAAAAUGGUUGCAGUGCUGGCUUUCAAUGCAAAGAAGAACAAACUGCUGGCUGAAACCAUCAAAAGGGCGGGCUAUGAGAAAAGCAGGAAUGCCAAUAUUCGCAGACAAGCACGCUGGCUAACCAACUUGGGCUUAGAAGCGCUGAAUGAGGAUGACUAUCUGGAGGUACAGAGCGCCAUAUCUGCCAUGAAGUCCCACUACGCUACAACCACAGUCUGCUCCUACACCAAUCGUACUAAUUGUAAGCUCACACUGGAGCCAGAUGUGCAGGAGCGUUUUGCUCACAGUCGUGAUGCGGAUGAGCUGGCCUGGUAUUGGAGCGAGUGGUACAACAAAUCAGGAACCCCGAUGCGGAACAACUAUGCAAAGUAUGUGCGUUUGUCGAGGAAAGCGGCACAGCUUUACGGUUAUGCCUCUUAUGCUGAUUACUGGCUACACUUCUACGAAGAUCCGGGGUUUGAGAAACAGUUCGAUAACUUAUAUCACAGGUUAUUGCCCCUUUAUCGUCAAAUCCAUGGCUAUGUGCGGUAUCGUCUGCGUCAACACUAUGGCGCCGAACUGAUACCUGCGGGGGGCAAUAUUCCUAUGCACCUGCUGGGCAAUAUGUGGGCUCAAACCUGGACCAAUGUCAUUGAGCUAAUUACGCCCUAUCCCGAGCAAAAGUUCGUAGAUUUAACUGAGGAAAUGAAGCGGCAAGGGUACAGCGUUCAUAAGAUGUUCGAGCUGGCUGAUGAAUUCUUUAAAUCGCUGGGUAUGCGGGCUUUACCGCCCAGCUUCUGGAACUUGAGUAUGAAAACACGCCCCAAGGACCGUGAAGUGGUGUGUCAUGCGUCUGCUUGGGACUUUUAUCAGGAUAACGAUGUGCGCGUUGCAAUGUGCUCAGAAGUCUCCACAAAAUAUUUAUCGACUAUUCAUCAUGAGCUCGGACACCUUCAAUACGCUUUGCAGUAUGAUAAACUGCCGGCGGUAUUUAGAGACGCGGCCAAUCCUGGCUUCCAUGAGGCCAUUGGCGAUGCUGUCACUUUGUCGGUGAUGUCAGCCAAGCAUUUGAAGGCGAUUGGACUAAGCCAAAUAGGAAAACUGGAUGAGCGCACUCGUAUCAACGAGUUGUUCAAAAAAGCAGUGACCAAAAUUGUGUUCCUCCCCUUUGCCUACACUAUAGAUAAAUAUCGGUUUGCUCUGUUCCGUGGACAAAUCAAAGAGUCGGACUGGAAUUGCGCAUUUUGGAAAAUGCGCUCAGAGUUAGGAGGACUGGAGCCGCCCAUAUAUCGUAGUAAUAGUGAUUUCGACCCACCUUCCAAAUUCCACAUUACUGCGGAUGUGGAAUAUAUGCGUUACUUCACUGCCGAUUUUUUACAAUUUCAAAUGCACAAGGCCCUAUGUCGUCUGGCUGGACAUAAUAGCCCUAACAAAUAUGACCCGAUGCUCGACAACUGCGACAUCUUUGGCAGCAAGGAGGCUGGCAAAGCCUUUAAACAAUUUCUAUCCUUGGGAAAAUCGCAGCAUUGGAAGAAGACACUGCAAGAAUUGACUGGCGAAACAGAUAUGAAUCCAUAUGCCCUCCUAGAUUACUUUGAACCGUUGUUUCAGUGGCUCCAAAAGGAAAAUCGUCGUCUUAACGUCCCGAUCGGCUGGCCGGAAACAAAUAAAAUUCCAAGCGAUUGCAGAGCACCGUCAAUAUUGGACAAUUAAAUAUCAUUACAUAAAUGAAUUAAGAAUUUAUUGAAGUGUUCUUAAAGAACGUUCUCCGCAAUGUCUUAAUAGUCUACAAUACCUUUUGAUCUUUGUAUUCAAUUGAGGUGUAAGAUAUCAACGUACCUAAAUAAAACCACUUGUUAAUU
Messenger RNA from Scaptodrosophila lebanonensis, 2075 nucleotides. Its product is annotated as angiotensin-converting enzyme-related protein-like. Gene Ontology annotation, biological process: proteolysis. Bases 1 to 1926 code for a protein of 641 amino acids. The record is from RefSeq and is a predicted model, not a curated record. The transcript has a single exon. Gene Ontology annotation, molecular function: metallopeptidase activity; peptidyl-dipeptidase activity. Lineage: Eukaryota; Metazoa; Arthropoda; Insecta; Diptera; Drosophilidae. Gene Ontology annotation, cellular component: plasma membrane.